Molecule: messenger RNA, 1784 nt
Organism: Daktulosphaira vitifoliae (grape phylloxera)
Lineage: Eukaryota; Metazoa; Arthropoda; Insecta; Hemiptera; Phylloxeridae
Gene: twf
Product: twinfilin
Exons: 8
Biological process (GO): barbed-end actin filament capping; positive regulation of neuron projection development; actin filament depolymerization
Cellular component (GO): myofibril; actin filament; cytoplasm
Molecular function (GO): actin filament binding; actin monomer binding
Source: RefSeq, a predicted model, not a curated record
CAUCCUUCUAUUUCCCGAACAUGCUAUAGAGAGUGGUGGCUCUCUUUCACAUGUCAGGGAAUCAAAUAUAGUUCUAGUCUAGGCCAACGAUGGACGGGUUGGUGUUAUGGCUGACUUGCACCAGAGACUAGACACGAACAAUAAGAAAAUCAUGAGAAAAGUCUUGUUGACAAUCCGUAGAUCGAAUGUGGGACUCAGUGCACCGCACCAUACGUUUCUACUCACUAGGCCAUGUCGACUCCUUAUAGAUAAUAUAAAGUGAUUUCUAUAAUAUUAUCUAUAAAUGUGUAUCUAAGACUCUACUAAAAAAAUUAUUAUCACGGUUUAAUAGCCGCGACAAAACCGUUGUCAAUAUAACCACAGAUAAGGUUAUCUUAUCUGUGAUAGAAUUAUGAUUCUUAUCAUUUUAUCACUUUAGAACAUUUCCCAAAUUAGUAUUCUUGACAAUAAUUAUACUAAAAUAAAAUGAAAUUUGAAACUUAGUUAUUGUUAAAAUAUCACAUACUUAAGAAAUAUUUUUCAUAGUGUACCUUAUCAUAAUAAUAUUUAAUAUUAAUUAUUUCUACAGCUUGUAAGUAAUUUAUUUUUAGAGUCAGAAUUUAAUUAAUAUGUCACACCAAACCGGUAUUAAAGCCAAUGAUGCACUUAAAAAGUUCUUCAGCAAAUCUUCAUCUGAUAAGAGUGUUCGAGCUAUAAAGGUGUCAAUUGUAAAUGAAGAACUAACACUAUCAGCUCAUGAAAAAAGUAAUAAGUCAUGGAAAGAUGAUUUUGAAAAUAUUCUUAAACAAUUUGUUGUCCCACAAAUACCUUGUUAUAUUCUUUAUAGGUUUGAUGUUAAAAGUGAUUCAAAAAACUAUGAUUGGUUGCUCAUAAGUUGGUGUCCCGAUGUAUCUCCUAUAAGGCAAAAAAUGUUGUAUGCUUCUACAAAAGCUACUCUUAAACAAGAAUUUGGAAGUGCAAAAAUCAAAGAAGAACUUCAUGGAACUACAAUGGUAUUAAUUUUAUUACAUUAUUAAUAACAAAAUCGAGUAUCACAAAAAGCUCCAGCACCAUUAACUAUUAGAGAAGAAGAAAUGGCUGAACUGAGGAAAGCUGAGGUUGGUCAUAGCACAUCUGUAUCAAUCGACAGCCGCUCUCAAACAAUGUCUGGCGUAAAAUUUCCUUUGUCUAUAUCUGCUGCAACAGCUCUUUCUAUGUUUGUGGAUACAAAUGAAAUAAACUAUAUUCAGUUCUUUAUUGAUAUCAAUAAAGAAAGUAUUGAAUUAUGUAAAUCAGAUAAUGUGACUGUUGAAAAUCUCAAUGAUCAAGUUCCUAAAGAUGAUGCUAGAUAUCAUCUCUAUGCAUUUACGCAUAAAAAAAAUAACAUACAGAUAAAGUCAAUUUUUUUUAUUUACUCAAUGCCUGGGUAUUCAUGUCCUAUUAAAGUAAGAAUGUUAUACUCAAGUUGUAAAUCGCCAUUCAUUGAAGAAUUGGAAAGUAUUUAUAAACUUCAAAUCAACAAAAAACUGGAAAUUGACAAUGAUGAUGUUUUAAGUGAAAAAUACUUGUUUGAUGAACUUUAUCCAGAAAAUGAUUCUGACAAACCAAAGUUCAGUAAACCCAAAGCUCCUGGACGAGGUGCACGACGUUUGACUAAGUCAAAUGAAUAAAGUAUUGUAUUUAACAUUCAAUACAGUUAGAGGUAAUACACAAUAUUGUAUUUUCUGAUGUAACAAUAUAUCAGUCUUCCGUAUUUAAAAUUUUUUGCAUUUUAAAUUAUUUAUUUUUGUGAGUGUUAGUAUAAA